AUGAUUGAUAGGCGCACAAAUCACAUAGUCCCAGUGAGUUCUGUGACCAUCAGUUCUAUAACUGCUACGGCUACAGACAUUGCUUCGAUAUCACCCACAAUCUCUUCAGACAGCAUAAUCCCUUCCAACCGUCCGCAGCCUUUUGGCUCUUCAAUUUCUGGUGAUUUCGGAACAAAAACAACUUUGGGCCUACCGGUGAACAGUAUACAGCUUGUCUUUGGACCCACCACUCCCACUGCGACCGCCACACCUACCGAAGAUCCUACCUCUGAAUCCCACUUUGGACCAGUGGCAAUUGCAUUGGUUGCUUUGGGAGUGCUGUUAGGCCUUAUAGGACUGUUAGCCAUAGUCUUAGUGUUGAAAGUCGGAAAAGGUCGCCGUCGAGACGCACUUGACUUUGGAAAUGGAUCAUCAAACAAACCACCUUUCUUGGACCCAGCAUCAUUGUGUGAAACUCCUGAUGAGUUGCAGGCUAAAAAACAUCACCUUCGACCAUCCACAUCACGCCGUGGCUCUUACUUCUCCAACUCCCAUAGAGUUUCCUCGGUCAUCUCAAGCCCAGCCCAAUCGUUUGAUAUCAUGCGAGUUUCGGCUCGCUACGUUCUCGAACCACGCAGGUCAACCCGGAUCACUUUAACCAAAGAUGGUCAUUCAUUCGAACCCCCAUAUCGACUUUCAAGUGAUACUUGCAUGGUUUUGGAUCCAUUAAUGAUGCAGAAUCUGCGUGAUCCACCAACCCCCUCUAAGCAUCUAUCUUUCACGUCAAAUGAACAUCCCCUACCUGACAUAACGGCACAUAACUCACCAGUAAGGCAUUCUAACCUACCAUUACCUCGGCCUAAGCCAGCCAUCUUGAAAAAUACGAGUAGAGAUAGUCAUCAUUCGAUGCCCGACAUGUCCCUUGCUUCUGGACAAACAGUCUUCGGAAUAUCUCAAGACCUUCCAAGUCCAUCUUCUGAACGUUCCCGAGAUACUAGGGCCCAAUCAAAAGGUGUGUUGAUACCCUCAGACUUUUCCACCCAUUACGAUUCUGUAGUCAAGCCAGUCAAAGAAAAAAACAGUACUUGCUAA
This is a messenger RNA of Melampsora larici-populina 98AG31, 1071 nucleotides long. RefSeq lists its product as uncharacterized. Lineage: Eukaryota; Fungi; Basidiomycota; Pucciniomycetes; Pucciniales; Melampsoraceae. The record is from RefSeq and is a predicted model, not a curated record. The transcript has a single exon. The coding region runs from base 1 to 1071 and encodes 356 amino acids.